Molecule: messenger RNA, 1590 nt
Organism: Aspergillus wentii DTO 134E9
Lineage: Eukaryota; Fungi; Ascomycota; Eurotiomycetes; Eurotiales; Aspergillaceae
Exons: 2
Coding region: 1-1590 (529 amino acids)
Source: RefSeq, a predicted model, not a curated record
AUGGCCUCUCGAGCAGCUGAAGAUGGCAAGUUCUACGUUCAUGCCAGCACGGCCGAGAGCAAGCUGGAACCGAAUCUUAUCAUUGAAAAAGACACCAAUAGUGACAAAUUCGUGGCCGAGUUACCCAACAAAGUCAUAAUUGUCACCCAAAAACCCGACCCCAAUGCUGCAUUUCACGAAGAGGAUGAAUGGGCCAAAUGGCUGAAGAUGCUUGACAAGAAUGGUCAAUUUUCUUUGACUACGAUGGGGGAGAAGAAGGAAAUUGAGCACUUUGAACUGCAAAUCAACAACCCCAUCCCGCUCAAAUUCAGUUCAGCCAAGGAGGCCCUGAUCAAUGCAUUUGGCGAGGAUGAUGCGAAGGGCAUCGAUCCCCCUGGCUACAAUGACCCGCUGCUCUGUGCUGGGUUGGUAAAGCCAGAGGUAGCCACUAAGCAGGUUGAACUGGGUAAAGCAUGGGAGUUCGCCGGGCUGACAAAAGAUAUGCUGCCCGCGCCUUUUCAGUCCUUGCUGGUUGAAAUGGACUGGAGCUUGCCUCAGAAACAUCGAAAUGCCUUGUGGUUUAACCCAGGGUUUGGAUCGCAGAUCAAGGCUCGAUUGGCCAUGCAAUUGGCUGAUCCGAAGACGCUGAACGCACUUUUCUUUUUGGAUAAAGUGAAGAUGGAAAUCACCAAGGCAGAGAUUGUGUGUAAGAAAGUGCUCACACAAGCCGAUACAGGACAGAGAAAGCUGGCCGUUGACGAGGGCGAGGCGCUAUUCGGACUAGAAUGUAAGCUGGGAGACUUGACCCUGACGGGGUGCUUGGAACUCAGCGACGGUGCGAUCCUCUUUACGCUGCAGAACAAUGAUGAAGAUGCUGCAGCUAAGAUUAUCGAGUGGCUGGGUGACGUGAUAUGGAAGGACAAGAACAAGCUUAAAGACAUGGAGAAGGUCUUUCGUGGGGAGCCGUUCAAGUCUAUCAGCUUCCGCCGAUUCCAAUUGAGUCUGGAUACUAGCGAAGACGGAAACCCCAAGGUAGACUUCUUCCGUGUGGAUCUUCAAGCUUCUACACCUGUUGGCCAGUCUCCAGACUCGGUGAAAGAGGGCAAAAAGACGUUGUUUCUUUUGUCAUAUACCUGGAAUAACCUCGGUGUAGCGGAAACCACCAAUCUGGGGACAAUUCGCGGGGAAUUAUGGGAGCCGUCCGAUGAAUCAUCUCUAGCCGACCCAGAAUACGAAGAAUGGACGGAUUUCCAACCUAUUCCCAAAGACACGCCCAUACCAGAGAUGGAAAUUGCAUAUCUCAUUCCAGGCCAAACGAUCGACUCGAUCCCAGACACGGUCCCGAAAAAGAUCUCGAGAGCUUUUAUCAGUUUGUCACUGCAAGAGAUUGCCAUAGGGGCCACUCUCACGGCUAACAAAGUAGAGGCUGGUGCAGUCCCCCAACCGUACUUGGGUGACAUUAAACUAGAUGCCUCGUUCAGUCGUACUGAGGGAAAGAAGGAGUUCAACUUUGAGCUGUAUAUAAUGGCCGGGAUCGAGCCGAGUCAAAGUUCAACACAUUCUGAUCCGGCAUUAUUGACGGGCGAUUUGAUCUAUAAGCGCUCGUCUUAA